AUGAAAUUAUUUAGCGUUCCUCCUCAUUACGGUUUGAGUCAGUUUUGCGCGUUUUGUCGUUUGGACUCGCCGUGGAAGGGUCUCGCGGGUAACCUCUCGCAGACGGUGCGGCAGCUCUGUAAAGCUCUCUGUCUCGUCUGCCUCCUCUCUCCAGGCCUGACAGCGGCCGCGGCGGCAGCUGCCAACGCAGCCAUCGCCGAGGCCAUGAAGGUCAAGAAGAUCAAGCUGGAGGCGAUGAGCGGCUACCACGGCAACGCCAACCACCACGGGGCUGACGGAGAGAAUGGAGACCUCAGCUCCGGCGUCGGAUUCCAAUCAAAGUGGACUGCAUGGGUACAAAAUGGAAGUAGGAAGAGAGGAAAUGGCGACACGUGGGAACAAGAUGGGGGCCUGGAACUCCCCUUCAUGAUGAUGCCACACCCCCUGAUCCCGGUCAGCCUGCCCCCAGCCUCUGUCACCAUGGCAAUGAGCCAGAUGAACCACCUCAGCACCAUUGCAAACAUGGCUGCUGCUGCCCAGGGCCAGAGUCUGCCUUCCAGAAUGGUCACCUCUGUUAUAAAGGAACGUGUGCCGGACAGCCCCUCCCCUGCUCCCUCCUUAGAAGACAACAGGAGGCCCGGCAGCCACCCUUCAUCCCACCGCAGCAGCAGCGUGUCCAGCUCCCCAGCCCACACAGAAAGCUCCUCAGACAGGAUACCAGCGCACCACAACGGGCUCUCGAUGAACCAAGCCCUUCUAGGCCUGUCCCCCAACAUUGCCCCUGGGCCUAAAGAGGGAGACCUGGCCCACGACAUGAGCCAUGAAGUGAAAAGGAUGCACACUGACAAAGAAGACAACUCCAUGUGCACUCCAACAGCGAGAGACAGCUACGAGAGGUUGUCACUGGCCGGACAGACUCUGCCUCCGGGUUUUCCGUCGCCAUUUCUCUUCCCAGACGGCCUGUCAUCGAUAGAGACUCUUCUCACCAACAUACAGGGCCUGCUCAAAGUGGCGAUUGACAAUGCUCGGGCCCAGGAGAAGCAGGUGCAGCUGGAGAAGACGGAGCUGAAGAUGGAGCUGUUUCGAGAGAGAGAGCUCAGGGAGACUCUGGAGAAGCAGCUCGCCAUGGAGCAGAAGAAUAGAGCAAUCAUCCAGAAGCGUUUGAAGAAGGAGAAGAAGGCCAAGAGGAAACUGCAAGAAGCUCUGGAGUACGAGUCGAAAAGGAGAGAGCAGGUGGAGCAGACUCUGAAGCAGCCAUCACCCUCAGACAGCAUGCGCUCCCUCAACGACUCUCUGACCCCUGAGAUGGAGAGUGACCGCAGCAGUGGAAGAACAGAUGCUGAAAGGACAAUACAAGAUGGAAGACUGUUCCUGAAAACCGCAGUGAUGUACUGAUAAGGCCGCGAAGAGCUGGAGGACAGAAAGAUUUUAUAAAAAAAAAUAAAUAAACAAAACAAAAGGACUGAAAGAAAAACCCAUGAAGGUUUCGGGGAAGCCCCUCACCCAGGCCGAUUUAGUUGAAGAGAGUUCAAGCUGCUCGUAGGUGGAAAUGCUGUGUUCAACCCCCACCCCGAACGCUGGAGGAGUCUGAUUGUUCAACGAAGAAGUCUUUCUCAUCGCGGGAGGAAAUCCUGAAGUUGUUUGACGCGGACAGGUUCGCCGACGUGAAGGAUAAACACAUAUAACCGAGCACAGUUAAAUAAAGAUAAUUAAAAAAAAAAUAAUAAUAAAAAAUGUACCCGAGGUGCAUUGUUGGUAAUAACUCCUAAUAAGUUCACAGCACUGAAGAUGUUUUUUAUACUGUAUCGCAGCCAGCGAGAAAGCUUUGAAAUGAAAAUUCGACUGAAGUUUUGUUUUUGUAUUUCAACAUAAAUCCCGAGAAGCUAAAAAGAUGGAAAAGAAAAAGGAGAAAAAAAAACAACAUGAACAUUGUGGAGAAAAGGGGGGGAUUAAAAAAAAUGUGAAUCUGUCCACGCGGUCAUCAAAAAGAAAGAAGACCGACGUUUGAUUUUCAAGUUUUCUAAAUUAGAUGAAAAUACAAUCAAGUUCCGUUUUUACCAUCGUUGUAUAUACAAGAGCUAAAUGUUAAAGAUAGGAAGACUCGCAUUCUGCUGAACCCCGAGUGGACUCGUAAGGUAUGUGUAUAUAACGUUAAGAGGUAUUGUGUAUGCAGUAGAGCUAUUAGGCAAACAAUACCACCAUUUAUAUAAACCUUUCUUGUUUUCGUUCUAUCUCUGAGCCAUCAUCCUUUCCUAUAGCUGCCAUUUUCUGGUGAGAAAGCAUGCAGGCAUGUAAAUGUUUGUCCUGGAAUUAUGAUAUUUAAUAAAUCCUAUAUUGUGCUGAACAAAUAACCCGGGGCCGACUCGCCCAAGCCCGGACAAUUCUAAAAACCAUGAUAAACGACGUUUCAAUCUCAAAAACGAAGACUUUUGCUGUUUAUAGUACUAUAAUCUUCGUAACAGAAGAUAAAUAUUUCUCGGAAUUUCCUGUACAUUGUCGUCAUGAGACGCUCUUGAAAUCAGCACCCCUUGUUGCUUUUUUUUUUUCUUUCCUUUUUUUCUGUAAGUAUCUGGUCUGAUUAUCAUCACGUGCCAGCUUGGAAUACAAUCAGUUAAGGACGCUACUUUUUAAAAAGCGAAUACCACUUUAUUACAUGGUGUUUAACACAUUUUUGUUUUUGUGUUUCAUGGAUAUCCUGAUGAGGAAAAAAAAAGAAUACUUUCCUUUCCCUAAAGACUUUUGAAUUGUGGUGCUGCAACACCUGUGUAUAUUCUCUAGUCAUAAGCUGAUGUCAGUCCUUUAUCUGCUAAACAAUUUAGACCUUAUGUGUUACAAUCAAAAAGAUGAGGAGAUGGAGAAGGACGAGGAGGAGGAGGAAGAAGGGAAGCGUAUCCCAUUCACGAUGUGUUUGUUCCUUUUUGUUCUUAAUGGAGUGUCUAAGUCUGUUGUCACUGAUAACUUAUAUAGCUUCUCGAAUCAUCUCUUUCAUUGUACUUCAAAUUCAAAUAAAGUUAACAUGUUGAUGAUAAA
Gambusia affinis (western mosquitofish) is the source of this 3009-nucleotide messenger RNA. RefSeq names its product dachshund d (gene dachd). The coding region runs from base 1 to 1374 and encodes 457 amino acids. The transcript has 10 exons. The record is from RefSeq and is a predicted model, not a curated record. NCBI's taxonomy places the organism in Eukaryota, Metazoa, Chordata, Actinopteri, Cyprinodontiformes, Poeciliidae.